Messenger RNA from Glycine soja, 2825 nucleotides. RefSeq names its product ferric reduction oxidase 7, chloroplastic-like. Gene Ontology annotation, cellular component: plasma membrane. Gene Ontology annotation, molecular function: oxidoreductase activity. Bases 390 to 2588 code for a protein of 732 amino acids. The record is from RefSeq and is a predicted model, not a curated record. NCBI's taxonomy places the organism in Eukaryota, Viridiplantae, Streptophyta, Magnoliopsida, Fabales, Fabaceae. The transcript is spliced from 9 exons.
GGUGAUUACUCCCUUAAUCUAAAGUCUCAGUUUUUGUUCCCCCUUAAUUAUGUGUCAUUACUAUCUGACAAGGCACGAAUGGUGCUCUUGAAUCCACCUUCAUUUUUCAACUUUCUUGUAGUAUUGUAUAUAGUUGUACUCCACCACAUGUUCCUGCUUAAUGAUGUAUACUCAUGCAUUAAACUCUGCAAUAUUAUCCAUCCUCGGAUGAAAAAAAUUAUUUGGGUGGCUCUUAUUUGCCCCGUACCUCAUUAAGUUCUUUUCAUCCUGGGUUCCACAAAAACAAAAUCUGUCUUCAUUUUCACUACAACCUGGUAUUUCUAUGUGGCACAUUAGUGCAUAGUGAUAGUAGAAUUCCAUCUACAAGGCGGAACAAAAAAUUUGUGUCCAUGGAGAAAAACUCUGUUGAUUAUAGUCCUUUGCUUUCUCCUCGAGGUGAUGAAACUGCAAUCAAGACAACAUCUUUUCUUGUGUCAGCUACUAAAUGGACUCUCAAGACUUUGAUCUUGGUGAUCUUUGUUCUAUGGACAACUUUCAUUUUUUCUCUCCCUGCAAAGCCUGUGAAUGAGUUGUUCUCAAAAUGGAAUGAUCUCAACCGUGACACUCCUUUUGGAGUCACAGGAAGCAUUUUUCUGGUCUUCACUGCCCCAAUUCUCAUAAUUGCAUUUCUUGCCAUCGCACACCUAAUUCUUACUGGGGAGGAUCAGCUUCAGGGGAAGAAGACGUCCAAACUUCCAAGGUUUCGCCUAUGGACAUUUCCUGUGCUUGUGAAGGGACCAUUUGGGGUUGUUUCUGCCACAGAGCUUAUUGGGAUUGUCCUCGUUUUGUUGUAUGUUAUCUGGGCUCUCUAUGCUUACACUGUGAGGGCGCUUGAUUUUAUCUCUGAAUUUGAUGUGUCGUCCUUUAGAGACAAGAGCAUAAUCAUGUUCAAAGUUAUGGGACUUCGCACGGGCGCAAUUGGGUUAAUGUGUUUGGCUUUCCUAUUUAUCCCAGUUUCAAGGGGAUCUGUUCUUCUCCGCUAUAUAGAUAUCCCUUUUGAACACGCCACAAGAUAUCAUGUAUGGUUGGGACAUCUUACAAUGGUGAUUUUUACUGUCCACGGACUCCUCUAUGUUGUUGCAUGGGCAAUGGAAGGACACCUUCUACAAGAAUUAGUACAAUGGAAAGAUAUUGGUGUUGCCAAUCUCCCAGGAGUUAUUAGCCUUCUAGCUGGUUUGUUAAUGUGGGUGACCUCUCUUCCCGGAGUGCGAACGUGGAACUUUGAGUUGUUUUUCUACACCCACCAAUUAUAUGUAGUCUUUAUUGUCUUUUUGGCCCUGCAUGUUGGUGACUUUGUUUUCACUAUGGCUGCUGGGGGAAUAUUUCUCUUUGUGCUUGAUCGAUUUCUGAGGUUCUGCCAAUCACGAAGGACAGUUAAUGUGAUCUCAUCUAGAUGCCUUCCAUGUGGCACUGUGGAAUUGGUUCUGUCUAAACCUCAAAGUUUGAGAUACAAUGCACUAAGUUUCAUUUUCGUUCAAGUCCGGGAACUAUCAUGGCUGCAGUGGCAUCCAUUCAGUGUUUCUUCUAGCCCUUUGGAUGGAAAGAAUCACCUUGCUAUUCUCAUUAAGGUUCUUGGCAAAUGGACAGAAAAGUUGAGACACAGGAUUACUGAUGUUGAUGCACAAAAAGAUUCAUCUGUCAUAACAACUUCAGUUGAGGGGCCAUAUGGGCAUGAAGUACCAUACCACUUAAUGUACGAAAAUCUUAUAUUAGUGGCUGGUGGUAUUGGACUUUCACCCUUCCUUGCUAUAUUGAGUGACAUUCUCCACCGUGUUAGGGAGGGGAAACCCUGUCAAUCGAGAAAUAUUUUACUUGUUUGGGCGGUGAAAAAAUCAAACGAGCUUCCACUUCUCUCAACCAUUGACAUGCAAUCAAUUUGUCCAUCCUUUUCAGAUAAAGUAAACAUUGAUAUCCAUAUUUAUGUCACCCGAGAAUCAGAUCCUCCAGUGGAAGAGGGAUACAGUUACAAACCAAUAAAAUCUUCAUUCUGCCCUAUGGCUAGUGAUUGUGGCAUGUCUGUUUUGGUUGGUACAGGAGACAAUGUUUGGUCUGGAUUGUAUGUCAUUUCAUCUACCGUUGGCUUUGUGAUAUUGCUGGCUUUGUUGUAUGUUUACUACAUAGCCCCAUUUCACAUAGAAACAUGGUGGUACAAGGGACUACUAUAUUUAAUCUGCAUGGUUGCAAGUGUUGUUAUCUUUGGUGGUUCAGUGGUUGCAAUGUGGCAUAUUUGGGAAAAGCAAAAUUCUUUGAAGGACAAUUCCAAUGAUACAAAGGUUGAUAAGAUUCAUCAGAAUGGCUCUUUGACUCCCAAGGCUCCAAGUCAAGUUAGUAUUGCUAAGUCAACUGUCAUUCGUUAUGGUUCCAGGCCAGACUUUAAAGAAAUUUAUGAAUCAAUGUCAGAGAAAUGGGGCCUUGUUGAUGUGGGUAUCAUAGUUUGUGGCCCUUCAACACUUCAGACAAGUGUUGCUGAAGAAAUCAGGUCACACAGUAUGACAAGACAACGCCAUCAUCCCAUCUUCCAUUUCCACAGUCACAGCUUUGAUCUCUAGUUCCCCAAAAGGAAGAUGGAAGACAUGCAUUCACUAAAAAAAAGCAUAUAUAUAAUGUGUAUUGUAUAUUGCAGUAAUCAAAUUCUAGGACCCUUUGUAGCAUUGGUGCUAUAAUAGCCUAUAGUCCUUAGAAGGGUUCUAAUUCUAAGCGGGAUGAUAUAAUUUUACUCCUUAUGUGAAUAUAUACAUUAUCACUAGACAUAUUUUAUAUGCAAUUUUAGCUUCCUUGUAUAUUUA